AUGAAGCGCAUCGCGGAUCGGCAGAUUCAGCGGGAAGACGGCGACGAUCCGCACUCGAUCGGCGCCGAAGAGCAUGAUGGAGAGCAGAGCCCAUCAGCGCCCCAGGAGCGUCAGCCACGUGUGAUCCGUGGCCUGCCGAAACGCAAAGGCCUCACAGCAUCGCCCAGCGCGCCCCCGACGUCGAAUCCAUUCGCCGUGCUGGCGCAGCCAGAGGCGCCCAAGCCGUCGUCGUCGCCAUUUGCAUCCGUGCGUCUUGCACCGACGCCCCGUCCUCCGGCCAAAGCUGAAGCACAGCCCGCAGAGUUCUGGAAAGGCGUGCGGGGCCUCAACUGGUCCCUCACCAGGCAGCUCGUGCAUGUGCUGAACCAGUCAGAUGAGCUGGCCAACUUGCACGACACGCUGGCCGCUUUUGCACGAAUCUACGCUCGGCACCACGAUGACCUCGCGAGCAAGUGGCUGAAACGCCAGCCGGAGGUCAAGGCUCCUGAAACGCCCCUGUCGGCCCAUGAUACCAAGCCUUCUACCUCGUUUUCCUUCACCCAACCCAAGGAUGCCAGCGCACCUGCUGUAUCGACGAGCUUCUCUUUCACGCCCAAGAGACACGACGCCUCGUCCCACCCCAAGCCACAAGAGACCACGUCGCCAGCGCCGUCCGCUCCCUCUCCCACACCCGCUGUGUCGUCCGCUCCUCCAUCCAAGGCCUUUUCAUUCGGAACGGCGGCACCUCAUACCUCAGCUUUUUCAUUGAGUCAAGCGCCCACGUCGUCGGCCUCGGCGUUGUCCUUUGGCGCGUCGUCAGCCUUGAGGACCGACGCCCUGACACCUGCCAAGAAGCCAGCGGUCCCAGACGAGCAGAAGCAAGACCCUGCAUCUGACAAGGCCAACAACGUGGUCAAAGAUGCCCCGCCCCCUGAGGACGCCCCUCCCGAGAAGGAGUCUGCCCACGAGGAGACAUUCGAAAAGAAAGAGACGCUCACACCCGCCGUCGCUCCUCCCACACAGGAACGCGCGGCUCUGCCCUCUCUGCCGAGCGGAGGAUUCUCAUUCGCAGGCAAGUCUACACAAACAUUCUUGGACGGCAACGCACCCAAGACAUUUACCGGACCCAAGCCUCCUACCUUCCAGGUGCCCGCUGGAGGCUUCUCGUUCGGAGCGAGCCAGUCCAAGGAGUCCAAGAAGGACACCAAGGACCCGCCCACGACGCCAUCGGCCCCAUCCGUGACGACCAACAAGCCCAUUACCUUCGGCUCAGCGACCUCUACGCCAUCGCACGGCUCGCCCACAGCGCCUCACCGUUUCUCCUUCGGCACAAGUCCCCCGAGCGGUGGCACGUCGUCUUCGUUUACCAAGUCGGCGAUUGGUCCCUCUUUCGCCAACACCGCCGGCGUAGCGUCGGGCGGCUCGUUCCAGUUUGGCGCCGCGCCCAUUGCCUUUGGCACGCCGGACCCCCAGGACCAGUCCUCCACCCCCUCCGUAGACGAUCCUGAAUCACGUGAAUAG
Molecule: messenger RNA, 1500 nt
Organism: Malassezia restricta
Lineage: Eukaryota; Fungi; Basidiomycota; Malasseziomycetes; Malasseziales; Malasseziaceae
Product: AHNAK nucleoprotein
Exons: 1
Coding region: 1-1500 (499 amino acids)
Cellular component (GO): nuclear pore
Source: RefSeq, a predicted model, not a curated record